Xiphophorus couchianus (Monterrey platyfish) is the source of this 1058-nucleotide messenger RNA. RefSeq lists its product as uncharacterized. Bases 68 to 724 code for a protein of 218 amino acids. The record is from RefSeq and is a predicted model, not a curated record. Lineage: Eukaryota; Metazoa; Chordata; Actinopteri; Cyprinodontiformes; Poeciliidae. The transcript is spliced from 8 exons.
GAGUGUGAACAGUUCUCUAUCAGCAGCUUCCAUUGCCGAGCAGCAGCUGUUAGAGAAACCCGUUUCUAUGGAGACGAGUUCACAAACUUCCAAACAGAGUGGGUGCAACAGCUUUUUGACCGCUUGCACAAUGAAUUCAGAAAAUUCCUUACUUUUCUCUGGUACCUAUGAUGAACCAGGGAAAUCUGGUGUCAGAACAGGGUACAGAACACAAGAUGGGCACAUCUCCCAGAUCCCUGGACUGUCCCCAACCAUUAGCACCCCACCCGAGGAGAGGCUCAAAGGGAGAAGAGUUGCAGUGCUGGAGAGCGAUUCUGACUACGUAAAACUUGCAAAGCAAGGAGGACAUAAGGGGCUUUUGUGGCAUGAGGACAUAAAUGUUUUUACACCAAAUGCGUACAAACCUCCAGACUGGUUCUGCACUGAAUCGGGAGACCCCACUACAGCAAGCAGCCAGCAAAAAAGCCCUGGAGCCCACCCACCACUAGAGGCUCCCUUUGGGACAGACAACAUUUCACCAGAGGAGGAGAAAGAUGAGGACGACAGCAGUGGAAAAGAAAAGGAUCCAGAUGCUGAUUGCAACCUGAUGGAGAAGUUGCAGACUUCCAAUCAAUAUGGGAGCAACAAGUAUAAGAGAAUAACUUUUGACAAGAAACCAGCUCCUGUUGACAUGACUAAGCUGUUGAGGUUUGGCUAUGCAGAAGACAGCACACCUCAACAGUGAUUCAUCCAGUAAGAUGUGCAGCAGUAAGACUGGAAGACUGCCAGAUGUGCAGAAAAAGGAUGCAUGCACUUCAAGAAGAACAGUUGCCAUCUUUUCUUCUGACAUUAAUUUCUCAACUUUGUCCUGCUGAACGAGAUCAAGCAUUUUACUAAGUUCAACAUCUGUAAAAGUGUGAAAGUGAUGAAUUAUGGCUGUAUUGCUGUAUUUAUUCUUGCCUGUAAGUGGUGCCUCAUUAAUUUCAUCUGUUAUGUAACGGAGAUGCAUUUGUUAAAGUUUCUCUGCUUAUGUGAAAAUGGGUAAACGAUUACUAAAAUAAAGUUGAAAUUCCAAAUUA